CGCCUUGGCGUCUCCGCAUAAUCGUAACCUCGUGUUCUCUGUCCAGCUCCCACUACCUCACCAACAUUACCAUUGACUCCAUCGGCAACUACUCCAUCAUUGCACCCACAUCAUCUCUGCUGCUUCCAAAUUGGCUGCAGCUCGCUCAAGACAGGAAGCUUGUAUAGAUCCGAGCCUUCCUCUGCAUCAGGGACGUCGGCUUGCUCCUCAGAAGGUUUGACGAGCGAGCUUUCUUUACUUAAAGCCAUUUCUUCUGCCUCGAUAUUCUACCCUCCCACCCAACCAACAACUUCCAUUCUCUCUCUCCGACAUACCGCUCCACCUGCACAUAUCACCAGCACAAUCACCAGCACCUGGUGGCAUCUCGCGCUUUGAGACGCCGCCUUUCCGAUCCUUCCUCACCCACACGCCCAAUUCAAUCUCUCCCUUCAGCGUUCGACGACUCUGCCUACCUACCUUCCGCACCCUCAACCGCACCCGCACAGUCGCAACCCCAUCCCAUCCGCCAUCACCAGCACGUUUCCCUUCACAGCCCCCCGCUGUACAUAACGUGGAAAGAACCGAUUCAAAUCAAAUCAAAUCAAAUCAUCUCAGCACUUCGCUUGAGCUAUAGCCUGGACUGUGAUUCUUGAUAUCCAUCGUGCAAUUCUCAAUCGAGCAGGAAAUAAUGUCUGCCUCCCCUACUAUUGCGGCUUCUUCGGCCAAGCGGCCUCUGGAGGAGCCUUCUUCUCCUACCGGCCCCAACGACCAGCCCGAUGCCAAGCGACCUGCCCUUGACAAAAUGGUCAAGGACGACCAAGAUGCUGAAGAAAUUGACACGGCGCAGCCUGUCAAGGGUGAUAGUAUCUCGACCGAUGACAUCAAUGCGGCAGCUGCCAAAGCUGAAGAGUCUGCUGAAGCUCUCAACUCUCAGAAUGGUGCCAAAGGUGGGCCAGACACUACGAUGCAGAAUGCUCCGCCGUCCGUCACCCCGCUCGAGACGCAGCCCAUUCUGUCUACAUCUAGCGUUAAUGGCCGUUCCUCCGCUCACCAACAGCAAGACGAGACUAACUGGUUGCACUUGCGCGCCUGUAUUGGUACCAGCGAAGCCGCUACCAUCAUUGGCAAAGGCGGUGAGAAUGUUACCCAGAUUCGACGUCUCUCGGGUGCGAAGUGCACUGUGAGCGACUAUUCUCGUGGCGCAGUCGAGCGCAUUUUGACCGUGAGCGGUCUGGUAGAUGCAGUCUCCAAGGCUUUCGGCCUCAUUGUUCGCACCUUGAACCAAGAAGAGCUUGAGGCUCCAUCGACAUCCACCUCCAAGUCCUAUCCUAUGCGCUUGUUGAUUCCCCACGUUCUCAUCGGCUCCAUCAUCGGCAAGGGAGGUAUCCGUAUCCGAGAGAUUCAGGAAGCUUCUAAUGCCAAGUUGAAUGCCUCGGAUUCCUUGCUUCCCAACUCCGGUGAACGCUCGCUUGUAGUGCUUGGUGUAGCGGAUGCGGUUCACAUCGCUGUGUACUAUGUCGCCCAGACUCUUGUCGAGCAGCUGACAGAGCGUUUUGGUGGUCCAGGAGCCUCUCAGUACGCGACUAGGAGCGGCACAGCUGCCAAUGUCAUUCCUGGUGGCAUGUCUGUUCAGCCCUAUGUUCCCCAGCCAGCUGGUGGUCAAUAUGCUUACCCCGAUAACUAUCGCCGUCAUGCUAACCCAACCCAACGCACUCCGGUUCACGGUGGUGGUCCUGCACAGCCGUACAUGCAACAGCAGCCGCAGCAAGCUUACGGCCAGCCUGCUAUGCCUUAUGGAGCUGGUUCGCCCGCUCGUGGAUAUCACGGUGGCCCUGGCCCACAACAAACCCCAUAUGGAGGACAUCCUGCCGCUGCUGCUGUCCCGCAUGGUGCACCGUCUGCUCAACAGGGUGUCCAGAUGCCUGGUCAACCUCUUACCCAGCAGAUUUUCAUCCCCAAUGACAUGGUUGGCGCGAUCAUUGGUAAGGGUGGGGCUAAAAUCAAUGAGAUUCGUCAAUUGAGUGGCAGUGUUAUUAAAAUAAAUGAGCCGACCGACAACAGUAACGAACGCCUGGUCACGAUCACCGGUACACAAGAAUGCAACCAGAUGGCUCUGUACAUGUUGUACUCGCGGCUCGAAUCCGAGAAACACCGAAUCUGAGUGUGUGGUAUAAACCUCCACGCGUGCACAUAAAAGACCUAUGCAAUGGUUGCAACAGAACGGGAUGGGCUUUGUUCGAUGGGCAU
Molecule: messenger RNA, 2226 nt
Organism: Periconia digitata
Lineage: Eukaryota; Fungi; Ascomycota; Dothideomycetes; Pleosporales; Periconiaceae
Source: the annotation of a GenBank genome assembly